UGAUAAUAUCUUAAAAAGGAUUGAAAAUAGAUAUAUUAUAAAUGUCGAAUUUAAAUAAGACCUCCAAAUCUAAUUGCUUUAAAAAGAAACAUGCGAGUCUUAGUAAGAAAAAAGUGCUGAGCAUGUUUGUGGCAAUGGAUCAGAGAGCAGCACAAGAUGCAGAGGAAUUUUUUACUUCGGGAAGAACUGGUCGUAGAAAUGCCAUGGCUGAUAUAUUAGGUAUUCAUGCAACAACAACUACUGCUGAUAUGCCUGAAAGACUGCAAGCUUUAACAACCAAAAGUACAUCAGAGACAAGUGAAGAUAAUGUCUCUAUGGAAACAAAUACUUCAUCUAGUCAAAUUGCAGCAAACUCUGCAACUACAUUAGGAUCCAACCAACAAAAUGUUUCAGACGAAACAAUGUUAAAAGAAACUGCUUCAGAUUCGAAAGAUACGUCUGGAAAUAUAUUAACAAAAAAUUGA
This is a messenger RNA of Ctenocephalides felis (cat flea), 464 nucleotides long. RefSeq lists its product as uncharacterized. Bases 42 to 464 code for a protein of 140 amino acids. NCBI's taxonomy places the organism in Eukaryota, Metazoa, Arthropoda, Insecta, Siphonaptera, Pulicidae. Gene Ontology annotation, molecular function: cAMP-dependent protein kinase inhibitor activity. Gene Ontology annotation, cellular component: cytoplasm; nucleus. The transcript is spliced from 3 exons. Gene Ontology annotation, biological process: negative regulation of cAMP-dependent protein kinase activity. The record is from RefSeq and is a predicted model, not a curated record.